AUGCAGGCACAUGUGUUUGAGCAAAAUCAUGUGUUUGAUGAAGAAUAUGAUCAACAACACCAGCAAGAUCACGCGUUUGAUGAUGAACAUGAUCAGCAACACCAGUUUGAACACGAGCAUCAUCAGCAAUCUAAAGAACCUAUAUUUCCUGGAGGUCCUUACGAUCUUUCUGUCCUUAAGGAUUAUGAGCACCAUAUUACAAUUAAUGUGUGGAAUGAAAAGCUUAUUGUUUCAAAUGGCAAAAAGCAAGACAAAAUCAUUGAUAUCAUAUAUGUAUUACCUGCUCAGAUAGAUAAUUGGAUUACUAUAUCUGGAUUACAUCCUCUGCGAAGAUGUAGUUUGCACAUGAUUAACGAUAAUAUGAUAUCUGCUUUUGCUGAGAGAUGGCACGCAGAGACUAUCUCAUUUCACCUGCCAUUUGGUGAAAUGACUAUUACUCUUGACGAUGUUAGGGGUCUUUUGAGCAUCCCAUGUUAUGGAGAGUUUUUCACACCUCUCGCUAAUGUCAAUGAAGAUUUGGCAAUUGUUGCUGCUGUUGAGUUAUUGGGAGUUGCUUAUGAUGAAGUUGUAACUGAAACUAAGACCAAUAGAGGUGCCUCAUAUAGUUUUGAGUGGUUAAAAGCUGUACUUUUUAAGCAACUUCAUGAAGGACGAUAUGACUGUGCAACGGGGGCAUACUUACUUCAUUUGGUAGGGUGUACCAUUCUAGCUGAUAAAAGUUUUACCAUUGUAUCUGCAAAAUUUUUGUUUCUGUUUCAAGAUCUUGAUACUUGUGGUAAAUGGGCAUGGGGACCAGCUGCGCUUGUUGUUUUAUAUGACUAUCUUAGACAUUGA
This is a messenger RNA of Cicer arietinum (chickpea), 834 nucleotides long. NCBI's taxonomy places the organism in Eukaryota, Viridiplantae, Streptophyta, Magnoliopsida, Fabales, Fabaceae. The record is from RefSeq and is a predicted model, not a curated record.